AUGACCUCGUUGCUAGCCAAGGUUAGGGAGCUGUUGAAGACGGACAAAAGCUUCACUUUACUGGAAGGGAAUGACACCAGGACGGAUAACAUUGCCAAGGCGCAAAUAAUACGUUUCGGAGAUGAAAAAUUAUCGUUGGAUGAACCUACGGACUUCGAACUUGAGGGGAAGCAAGUACCACUUAGGGUAAUCAUACAUUGCUGGCUGCACAGGGACUCGUCGGCAGCCGAUUACCUGGCGGAUUGCCAGGACAAGCAGACAACAAAUGUUUCCUUCUUACAGAGGAAUGAUCUGAUCAAUUGGCUAUCUGGAAGGCUAGAAUCGUCGCAAUACAUAAAUUUGGGCUCCUCCGGCAGCUCUCAGGGUCCAGAUGAAGCAGACCGAGAACGCGAACAACUGACGAAUGGUACCAAGCAAGGCACGGAAGUGACCGAUUCGUCAGUACAGAACGGUAAGAAGGACGAUCUGGCCCUUGCGGCGGCGCUGUCCCAGGAAAGACCGCUUUUGGACCACAACUCGUCCUUGCGCGGCAACAGACUGGUCAAUGUUGGAUAUCUGAUCAAGGACGCAGAGUUGAAGCUCGUACAGUCGCUCAAGGCUUCCAUCCGCUCGAAAAAGUCGCAAAAUGGAACCUCGCAUGGCCGCGUGGUCAAGACCGCCGCCGCCAGCAGGUCAGGCCCGCGCAAAGAACCGAUCAUCCUCAUACCCUCUGCCGCGUCUUCCAUCUUCACCAUGGCCAACAUUCAGCAGUUUUUGCGCGACUCUCACUACAUCAACCCAAGGGAUCUGCCCGCCUCUCACUCAGAUUUCCUCACCGUGGAAAAGAAGCUCGAUCGUCUGUCGAGACCCGUCAAGUUCAUCGUCGUCAACAACACCAGGAUGUUCACGAAGCCAGAAUACUGGGACAGGGUUGUCGCAGUGAUCACCAUGGGACACACCUGGCAAUUCAACAACUACCAAUGGAACACGCCACAGGAGCUAUUUCAGCAUUGCAAAGGCUACUAUUUCCAUUUUGCCGGCGACUCCGUCCCGCAGCACGUCCAGCAAUGGAACGUCCAGCAGGUCGAGCUCGACAAGAGCAAGAGGUUCAAGGACGUCGAGGUGGCCCGCUUCUUCUGGAACAGUCUAGAGAAGGAACUCACGGCAAGAGGAUUCCACUGA
Messenger RNA from Torulaspora globosa, 1161 nucleotides. It is a transcript of the gene CDC73, whose product is annotated as Cdc73p. Gene Ontology annotation, biological process: transcription elongation by RNA polymerase II; positive regulation of transcription elongation by RNA polymerase II. The transcript has a single exon. The coding region runs from base 1 to 1161 and encodes 386 amino acids. Gene Ontology annotation, cellular component: Cdc73/Paf1 complex. Gene Ontology annotation, molecular function: RNA polymerase II complex binding. Lineage: Eukaryota; Fungi; Ascomycota; Saccharomycetes; Saccharomycetales; Saccharomycetaceae. The record is from RefSeq and is a predicted model, not a curated record.